Molecule: messenger RNA, 1616 nt
Organism: Dioscorea cayenensis subsp. rotundata (Guinea yam)
Lineage: Eukaryota; Viridiplantae; Streptophyta; Magnoliopsida; Dioscoreales; Dioscoreaceae
Product: ATPase family AAA domain-containing protein 1-like
Exons: 5
Coding region: 139-1305 (388 amino acids)
Cellular component (GO): mitochondrial outer membrane
Molecular function (GO): ATP hydrolysis activity; ATP binding
Source: RefSeq, a predicted model, not a curated record
UCGUUUCGUGGGCUCUCGUACCCUAAUCUCUGUCUCUCUCUCUCUUUCUCUUCGCUUUCUUUCUCUCGCUUGCAACCCUCGUCGUCUCGAGCUUCGAUUGAAGAGCUUGCCCUCGUUUUGCGCUCGAUUUGGGAAGGGAUGGGAUCGUCGGAGACGCGGUUGGUGCAGGAGUUGGUGCUCUAUGCGGCCAGCGCCGCGCUUAGUUGCUUGGUGCUCUUCGCCGGGCUUCGCCAACUCGACCCUAAUCGAGCCGCGUCCAAGAAGGCUCUUGAACAGAAGAAGGAGAUCGCUAAGCGCCUUGGCCGCCCGCUGAUCAACACCAACCAAUACGAGGAUGUUAUAGCAUGUGAUGUCAUAAACCCUGAUCAUAUUGAUGUGGAGUUUGAUUCUGUUGGAGGUCUGGACCAUAUUAAACAAGCAUUAUAUGAAUUAGUCAUUCUUCCUUUACGCCGACCUGAAUUGUUUGCACAUGGAAAGCUUCUUAGCCCACAAAAGGGAGUUCUGUUGUUUGGGCCUCCAGGAACUGGAAAAACAAUGCUGGCAAAAGCCAUAGCUAAAGAGUCUGGUGCUGUUUUCAUCAAUGUGAGAGUAUCAAAUUUGAUGAGUAAAUGGUUUGGUGAUGCUCAAAAACUUGUGACCGCUGUCUUCACUCUGGCUUAUAAGCUCCAACCUGCUAUUAUUUUUAUCGAUGAGGUUGAUAGUUUCUUGGGCCAGCGUCGCACUACAGAUCAUGAAGCUAUGACCAACAUGAAAACUGAGUUUAUGUCCCUGUGGGAUGGUUUCACCACAGAUAAAAACGCACAAGUCAUGGUUCUGGCUGCUACAAACCGUCCAUCAGAACUAGAUGAGGCAAUACUUAGGCGGUUUCCUCAGGCUUUUGAAAUUGGCAUACCUGAUCAAAGUGGGAGAAGCCAAAUAUUAAAGGUGAUUCUGAAGGGAGAAAAAGUCGAUGAGAACAUUGACUAUGACUACAUUGCCAGUUUAUGCUGUGGUUUCACUGGUUCAGAUCUGUUUGAGCUAUGCAAGAAAGCAGCAUAUUUCCCUGUCAGGGAAUUACUGAAUGAUGAAAGGCAAGGGAAGCAGGCACAUAGUCCCAGAGCAUUGACACAGGCGGACCUUGAGCGAGCGCUCUCAACAUCUAAAAAAAUGAAGAAAUCAGCAAGUGAAUAUAGAUUGGGAAUGCAAUUAACCCCAUGGGCGAGGCAAACAGAAACAGAUGAUGAUCAGGUCCAAAAUGCUAUCUUGGAGAUAUCCAAGCUUAUGUCUCGUAUUGUUAACAACCAAUCAGAAGCACAAGAUCCUUAGUCUUUAUAUAGCCAUCUUCAAGGUUUUUUUUGUCUUUCCCCCCUUAUGUACCACUUCUGAAGAACUUAACUGAAUACGUGUUGCACUCUCAGGAAUUAUAGUGUUGGUUUACAAGCAGCUGAUUCGCCCCCACUUGCAGGCAUUCCACAUACUCCUGGUUGAAUGACCACAUUUUGAAGGUGCUGGGAAUUCGAUAUUCUUCUGGUUGAAUUAUUAUGUUUUGAAAGUGCUUGCUUUAAAUAAUUUAGCUCAGAAGUCUUUGUAUCUAUAUUCCAAAUUCAUCAAUCAGUAAUUGUCCCUACAUUAAAUCA